Histoplasma mississippiense is the source of this 3570-nucleotide messenger RNA. RefSeq names its product U2 snRNP component HSH155. Gene Ontology annotation, molecular function: mRNA binding. The record is from RefSeq and is a predicted model, not a curated record. NCBI's taxonomy places the organism in Eukaryota, Fungi, Ascomycota, Eurotiomycetes, Onygenales, Ajellomycetaceae. Gene Ontology annotation, biological process: spliceosomal complex assembly. The transcript is spliced from 3 exons. The coding region runs from base 1 to 3570 and encodes 1189 amino acids. Gene Ontology annotation, cellular component: U2-type prespliceosome; catalytic step 2 spliceosome; U2 snRNP.
AUGUCUGAUGCCGACUUUGAGACCAUAAGGCGUCUUCAAGCUGAGCGGAACGCUUCAGCCUCGAGCAAAAAAGGUUCUAAAACUUUCGACCCAUCCUCUCAACGAGCUGACGUUUCGACCAAGGCUUCCCUGACUGAAUCCUUCGAUACAACGCUUUACGAUCGCAAUGGAACCGACAAGUAUGCGGAAUAUAACACUUCCAUCCCCGUCGACGAUGAAGACGAGGAUAUGGCGGAUGAGGGUGUCCGACUGACAGGGCAGUAUACGGCGACAAAAGAACAAAUGAACGAGUUUGCUGCUGGCAAGGGAGUCGAGGAAGAAGAUAUCCUCCUUGGGCGUGAGAAAUCCGCCAGGAUCUCGGAGCGCGAGACUGACUACCAGAAGCGGCGCUUUAACCGUGGCCCUCUUACUCCGACACGUGCCGACCCGUUUGCUUCAAAUUCCCAGGCGAAUAUAGAAGCCGAAGGCCAAACCUAUCGUGAUGUCAUGGCUCUUCGGGAGCUAGAAAAGGAGGAAGAACGAGUAAAAAAAUUGAUUGCCGAGCAACAUAACCAAGGCCAGAAAAAUGGAUCUAUUGAACACGAAGCGACCUUGAAGUUAAACGAGGCUGACAAAGAAAACGCAGAAGCAGGUUCAGCUGUUUCAGUAGCGUCGGGAAGGAAAAGGAAACAAAGAUGGGAUGUGGCCUCCGAAAUGCCACCUGCUCCAGAAGGUGAUAAGCAAGCAGAAGCGAAACCGAAAAAAUCUAGAUGGGACCAAACGCCCGUUCCCAGUGCACCCGAAGAAGCUCCGAAACGCCGAUCAAGAUGGGAUCAAGCACCAUCUCUUGUAUCUGCCACACCAGUAGGAAAUGAGGGCCUGGCGACUCCGAUACAUCCAUCUCAGGCAGCCGCUCCUGUUGCUCCAUUGACAUUUGGAACUGAUAUUUCGAGUCGAAAUGCACCUUUGUCUGACGAAGAACUGGACCUCAUGCUUCCAUCAGAAGGCUAUAAGAUUCUUGAACCUCCCCCUGGGUACGCACCUAUUCGGACUCCCGCUCGAAAGCUAAUGAGUACGCCAGCACCAAUGCCAAGUGCCAGUGGGUUUGGGGGUUUUGUGAUGCAAGAGCCUGAGAAUGCUCGGAUGAUGGGGAAGCAGCUGCCGACGGAUAUUCCUGGCGUUGGAGAUCUCCAAUUUUUUAAAUCAGAGGAUAUGCAAUAUUUCGGGAAACUCGUCGAUGGAGCAGAUGAGAAUACCAUGUCUGUCGAAGAACUAAAAGAACGAAAAAUCAUGAGACUGCUUUUGAAAGUCAAAAAUGGGACCCCUCCAAUGAGGAAGACCGCUCUUCGACAACUUACAGAUAAUGCCCGUCAAUUUGGUGCAGGACCUCUUUUCAACCAGAUCCUUCCAUUGCUCAUGGAGAAAUCAUUGGAAGAUCACGAGCGGCAUUUGCUCGUUAAAGUCGAGAGAUUAUUUCUACUUAGUAAAAGCUGCCCGGCCUUCGCCCACCAUGAUCAGUACCAUGCGCCUGAUAUUGACCAUGUCGAUGAAUACGUACGAAACACCACUGCAAGAGCCUUUGCUGUUGUUGCAUCGGCCCUUGGUAUACCUGCCCUCCUUCCAUUUUUAAGGGCUGUUUGUCGCAGUAAAAAAUCAUGGCAAGCAAGACAUACAGGUGUCAAGAUUGUUCAGCAAAUUCCAAUUCUAAUGGGAUGUGCAGUCUUGCCACAUUUGCAAGGCUUGGUGGAAUGCAUUGGGGACAACCUCAGUGAUGAACAAGCCAAGGUUCGCACCGUAACUAGCUUGGCGAUUGCUGCUCUUGCCGAAGCUGCGAACCCGUAUGGUAUCGAAAGUUUUCAAGAUAUCCUUGGGCCUCUUUGGACAGGAGCAAGAAAACAGCGUGGCAAGGGACUUGCGGGCUUCCUCAAGGCUGUCGGAUAUAUUAUUCCUCUUAUGGAUGAGGAGGGUGCGAACUACUUCACGAGCCAGAUAAUGGAAAUUCUUCUCCGCGAGUUCUCUUCUCCUGAUGAAGAGAUGAAGAAGGUUGUUUUGAAAGUUGUAUCUCAGUGUGCGGGAACGGAUGGUGUCACAGCAGCUUAUUUAAAGGAACAUGUGCUAACAGAUUUCUUCAAAUGCUUCUGGGUAAGGCGCAUGGCGCUCGAUAAAAGAAACUACCGACAAGUCGUCGAGACUACAGUUGAUUUAGGCCAAAAAGUUGGUGUCAGCGAGAUUGUAGAAAAGAUUGUCAACAACUUAAAGGAUGAAAGCGAGGCAUAUCGAAAAAUGACGGUGGAAACUGUCGAGAAAGUGAUUGCCUCCCUCGGUGCAGCAGAUAUUGGCGAAAGGCUCGAGGAAAGGCUUAUUGAUGGCGUCCUGUUCGCUUUCCAGGAACAAAGCAUCGAAGAUAUCGUGAUCUUGAACGGAUUUGGCACUGUUGUCAAUGCUCUUGGCACUCGUUGCAAGCCGUAUCUUCCCCAGAUUGUCAGUACAAUUCUCUGGCGUUUGAAUAACAAAUCCGCAACAGUUCGUCAGCAGGCAGCCGACCUUAUAUCCCGCAUUGCACUGGUCAUGAAACAGUGUGGUGAGGACGCCCUCAUGGGUAAACUCGGUAUCGUCCUUUACGAAUAUCUGGGUGAAGAGUAUCCUGAAGUUCUCGGUUCUAUUCUUGGAGCUCUGCGGUCUAUUGUUACUGUUGUUGGUAUCAAUCAAAUGCAGCCGCCUAUCCGAGACCUAUUACCCCGUCUCACCCCGAUACUGCGAAAUCGACACGAAAAAGUACAAGAGAACACUAUUGAUUUGGUUGGUCGAAUAGCGGAUCGAGGCCCUGAAUCCGUCAAUGCCCGAGAAUGGAUGCGAAUCUGCUUCGAGUUGCUCGACAUGCUCAAAGCUCACAAGAAGGGUAUUCGCCGUGCAGCUAAUAACACAUUUGGUUUCAUUGCAAAAGCUAUUGGCCCGCAAGACGUCCUCGCUACUCUUCUCAACAACCUUCGAGUGCAAGAACGCCAAUCCCGCGUCUGUACCGCUGUUGCCAUUGGUAUCGUCGCCGAAACUUGUGCGCCUUUCACGGUUCUUCCUGCCCUUAUGAACGAGUAUCGAGUGCCAGAGUUGAAUGUCCAGAAUGGCGUACUCAAAGCUAUGUCCUUCCUUUUUGAAUAUAUCGGCGAAAUGGCAAAAGAUUACGUUUACGCUGUCACUCCACUGCUUGAAGACGCAUUGAUAGAUCGUGACCAAGUGCAUCGACAAACAGCAGCCAGCGUGGUGAAACAUAUUGCUCUUGGUGUUGUUGGCCUUGGAUGCGAAGACGCAAUGCUCCAUCUCCUCAAUCUGCUGUAUCCUAACCUCUUUGAAACAAGCCCUCACGUUAUUGAUCGGAUAAUCGAAGCUAUCGAGGCCAUCCGCAUGGCCGUCGGCACGGGCAUUGUGAUGAACUAUGUUUGGGCAGGCUUGUUCCAUCCCGCAAGGAAAGUGCGGCAGCCAUAUUGGAGGCUAUAUAACGACGCCUACGUUCAAGGGGCUGAUGCGAUGGUACCUUAUUAUCCCACACUCGAGGACGAGGGUUUGGCGAGGCACGAGUUGGCGAUUGUUCUGUGA